UACUACUUAUUCAUAUUCGUGUAUGUAUGCUCGGUGUCUCGGCCAUUAGGUGGUAGCAUCGUGCAACAGCAAACAGCGCAAGUCUUCUCUUGCACGACCCGGUACUAAUGCUGUGAGUGACGUCUGUACUUCCUCUUUGCUCCUGCGCCGCGAGGGCAACCAUGGUGAACGUACCGAAGACCCGCAGGACCUACUGCAAGAAAUGCAAGAAGCAUCAGCCACAUAAAGUGACCCAGUACAAGAAGGGCAAAGACUCUCUGUACGCCCAGGGAAAGAGGCGUUACGACAGAAAGCAGAGUGGUUAUGGAGGACAAACGAAGCCUAUUUUCCGAAAAAAGGCUAAAACCACAAAGAAGAUCGUGCUGAGGCUGGAGUGCGUAGAGCCCAACUGCCGCUCAAAGAGAAUGUUGGCUAUUAAGAGAUGCAAACACUUUGAGCUGGGAGGAGACAAGAAGAGAAAGGGCCAGGUCAUCCAGUUCUAAGCUGGGCCAAAUGCUUCAUUUGUGGUUGAUUUUGUCAAUAAAAGACGUUAUACAGUUA
Messenger RNA from Labeo rohita (rohu), 540 nucleotides. It is a transcript of the gene rpl36a, whose product is annotated as ribosomal protein L36A. Gene Ontology annotation, cellular component: cytosolic large ribosomal subunit; ribosome. The record is from RefSeq and is a predicted model, not a curated record. The coding region runs from base 162 to 482 and encodes 106 amino acids. Gene Ontology annotation, biological process: translation. Gene Ontology annotation, molecular function: structural constituent of ribosome. Lineage: Eukaryota; Metazoa; Chordata; Actinopteri; Cypriniformes; Cyprinidae. The transcript is spliced from 5 exons.